Cornus florida is the source of this 1080-nucleotide messenger RNA. RefSeq lists its product as uncharacterized. The record is from RefSeq and is a predicted model, not a curated record. Lineage: Eukaryota; Viridiplantae; Streptophyta; Magnoliopsida; Cornales; Cornaceae. The coding region runs from base 1 to 1080 and encodes 359 amino acids. The transcript has 3 exons.
AUGGUAAAGGCUUUUGCGUCAUAUAAUGAUGAUGUUGCUAGAAUUGUUUUUGAAAAUGCUCCAAUAAAUGCCAAGUAUACCUCGCCACAAAUUCAAAAGGAGAUUGUGUAUAUUCUUUCUAGAAAAGUGAGAAGUAAGAUUCGGGAAGAUAUCGGCGAUGUCAAGUUUUGUAUUCUUGUUGAUGAAGCUCGUGAUGAAUCUAAAAGAGAGCAAAUGGCUCUUGUUUUAAGAUACGUUGAUAAAGAUGGUUUUUUACAAGAAUAUUUAUUUGAUCUUGUGCAUGUCAAAGAUACAACUUCAUUGAAUUUAAAAAAGGAUCUUUGUGCAGUUUUUUCUCAUUAUAAUCUUGAUGUUCACAAUCUCCGAGGUCAAUGUUAUAAUGGUGCUAACAAUAUGCGUGGUGAAUGGAAUGUUGCCGCAUCUAGGGAAGUAAUCGUUGUCCAUCAAUUCUUUUCAAACUUGAACUUCAUUAUCAAUAACAUCGGAGCUUCUUGCAAACGAACUGAUGAAUUACAUUCUGCUCAAGUUAUGGAAAUUGCCCAUUUGAUAGAUCUUGAUGAACUUGAAACUGGCCGAGGAGCUAAUCAGAUUGUUCUUAACAACCUCAUUGAAGAUGGAUGUAAUUACAAGAUUCGGGGAGAUGCUGAUAUUGCUUUUAAUACUCUUAGAUUAUUUCAGUUUGUGUUUAUUUUGCAUUUGAUAAAAGAUAUUAUGGGAAUAACUAAUAUCCUUUGUCAAGCUUUGCAACAAAAAGAUCAAGACAUCGUAAAUGCUAUGCAAUUGGUUUCAAGUACAAAACAAAUCAUUCUAAAAUUGAGAGAAAAUGGUUGGAACAACUUACUUGAUAUUGUUAAAUCAUUUUGUGAGUGCCACAACAUUGAUGUACCUGAUUUGAGUGUUCCCUAUACCAAAAAAAUUAAGGGUCAGUCACGUCACCCACAAGAGAAUAUUACACUUAAGCACCACUAUCGGAUUGAUAUAUUUUAUGGCACAAUUGAUUUACAAUUGCAGAAGUUGAAUAACAGAUUUAGUGAAAAGGCAAAUGAAACUUAUUACUCUCAGCUCAACUUUGGAUCCUAG